Messenger RNA from Schizophyllum commune H4-8, 1439 nucleotides. RefSeq lists its product as uncharacterized. Gene Ontology annotation, biological process: mRNA 3'-end processing. The coding region runs from base 112 to 1086 and encodes 324 amino acids. The transcript has 8 exons. Gene Ontology annotation, molecular function: mRNA binding. Gene Ontology annotation, cellular component: mRNA cleavage and polyadenylation specificity factor complex. The record is from RefSeq and is a predicted model, not a curated record. Lineage: Eukaryota; Fungi; Basidiomycota; Agaricomycetes; Agaricales; Schizophyllaceae.
AGCUUUUGUUCUCUUCUCGUCACCGUCGAGCGAUAGGGUUCUUGGAAGCUGCAUAGACCUUAAGGCUGAGCGUAAAUUGCACCUUGUUCUCGACCUUUACUACGUCCGACCAUGAGUACCACUAGCAAGGUCGUCUUCGUCGGCAAUGUGCCCUACAACAUGAGCGAGGAUGAGCUCAUCGACGUAUUCAAGAACGUCGGCGAAGUCGCCGGGUUCAGGUUAGUGUUCGACCGUGAAACCGGCAAGCCGAGAGGAUACGGCUUCUGCGAGUUUACCGACCACGACACGGCCCUCUCGGCCGUACGAAACCUCAAUAACAUCGAAGUCAAGGGCAGAAAUCUGCGCAUAGAUCUCGCCGACUCCGAUCCCCAGCUCGAGGGGAAGACCACCGUACGCGGCGAGCUCAUCGACGGACCGGAGCGUCCGCGCGGGCCUCCGGAUCCGAACGCCUUCCUCAAGACCCUUCCCCCUGGUGUUCCCGUGCCCCCGGGCUCAACAUGUCUCGAUACAAUCAGCCAUAUUCUGGCGUCUAUCCCUCCCGGCCAAUUGAUGGAAAUCCUUGCACAGAUGAAGUCCUUCGUCCUAAAUAACACAGACGGCGCGCGAGCCCUCCUAACAGCACACCCCCAGCUCGCCUACGCCCUCUUCCAGGCGCUCCUGCUCAACAACAUCGUCGACCCCGUCGUCUUGCAACGCAUGCUCGCUGCUACCUCGAAAAGCCCGCUCAAUGCCCCGGCUCCACCACCGAUACCAGCGUAUGGUGCACCCACGACGAUGGGAUUCGGGCCCGGUAUAGGCCAGGGAAUGGCUCGGCCCGUCCCGACGCCCCCGCCAGGCAAUAUGUAUGGACGACCACCACCACCGGCAGCUCCGGGAUAUCCACCUGCGUCUGGUUUCUACCCGCCGCCCCCUCAGCAGGCUCCGCCACCCGUCACUGGGGCACAAGACAUCAACGAGACGCAGAAGGCGAUGCUCAUGCAAGUUCUCACCUUGUCUCAACAGCAGAUCGAUGCCAUGCCGGAAGCUGAACGAGGUGUCAUUCAGCAAUUGCGGAGUCAAUUCAUGGGAACGUUAGGUGUAUCCUAGUUCAUCGAAGCUUACCUCGCUCUUUUCGCGUUGGUCACUUGCUUGUAAUGAGACGGGGCUCUGCCAACGCAAUCGUUGAGGCAUGGCCCCCCUGCACCUAGUCCAAGCCCAACGAACCGACCACCGCAGCGACUCUGGGUCAUCACGAACAAUCAAUAGAACUUGUUGAAAGCCCAUCAAGAUACUAUCACAGCAUUGGCCUGCAUUGACUCUCCCUUCCGCGGCGGUGUAGUCAGCGGUGACCGCUUCGCCGUUCGGCACGCUGAAAGUAUGGAGGGUCGACGCCGGAAUCAGCGAUGCGUAGUAUCUUUUUUCCUUGCUCUACUACAUUUCUUCUUCAGGACCAUGCUCGC